UCGAGCAGACACAAUUCAGUCCCGUGAGCAGGUCACAGAAGUAAACAUAAAAACAAAGCCCACGCUCCGCGCGCUCUGGUGUGUCUAAUGUGUCGAGCAGUUUCCUCCGUCGUCUCACAAAGUGCCGCCGCUGUCUGUCAGCGGCUUUGACGCGGGCCGCCAGCAUCCUCUCCGGCAUCCACAAGUGAAUGAGGAGGGCCGGUGGCCCACAGGGAGGGGUCGUUUGCUUCCAGGGCUGCCUACUCCUGGAUGGAGCAGGCAGCGAUGGCCAUGGGAGAUGUCUCGAAAAAAGCAUCGACUAGGAACCUCGCGGUGGAGAGGAAAAACCUCCUCACGGUCUGCAGGUUUUCAGUUAAGACCCUGCUGGAGAAAUACACGGCCGAGCCCAUCGAUGAUUCAUCAGAAGAGUUUGUCAAUUUCGCCGCCAUCCUUGAACACAUCCUCAGCCACCGUUUCAAAGGCUCUAGUAGCUGGUUCGAUGGUCAGAGGAGUUACUGGGACUACAUCCGCCUGGCUUGUGCUAAAGUCCCCAACAGCUGCAUUAGCAGCAUUGAGAGCAUGGAAAACAUCAGCACCUCACGAGCCAAGGUCCGAGCCUGGAUGAGAGUAGCUCUGAUGGAGAAGAGGCUAUCUGAAUACAUCGCCACUGCUCUGAGGGACAGCAGGACAACCAAGAGGUUCUAUGCAGAGGGAGCCAUCAUGUUAAGAGAAGAAGCUACAGUGCUAACAGGGAUGCUAAUAGGUCUUGGAGCUAUAGACUUUAGCUUCUGUUUAAAAGGGGAGGCCCUGGAUGGGAAAUCUCCUGCAGUGAUUGACUAUACUCCAUACUUGAAAUUUACACAAAGCUAUGAUUACCUGAGCGAUGACGAUGAUCGGCAGAGUGUUGACAGCAGCGCGAGUGACGACAGCGUCCCUGAACAUCCUUACAUCCCCCUGGUCACAGACGAGGAGAGCUGGAGCACAAAGUGUCGCAAGAUGGAGCAGAGGUUCAAGAUUGUCAAUGCACAAAAGGGUUACCUGGAGGAGCUUGUGCGUCUGCGUGAGUCACAGCUGAAGAACACAGAGAUGGAGAACAAGAGGCUAAAGGCCCGGCUGGAGGAGCUGCAGACCCAGAGCCAACAGGAGAAAAGGGAACUAGAGGCCAUUGUCUUGGAGCUUCAGGAGCAACUGACAAGCUUGAUUCCGUGUGACUCCAACCACUUGGCGAAAAACCUCUCAAUCCCACUCGUCAACCAGUGGCCAACGCUCGAGCCGUUCGACAGCCAAGAGGACUUGAAGCUGUUUCGCAGAACUGCUUCAGUUCUUCACAGCAUGGAAUCAAAAAGUCCAUCUGCUUCAAGGAGGAGUUUUCCAAGCACAGAGCUGCUGUCAGUGGAGGUCAGCCUGGAUUCUGACUCUCAGAGGACUCAUGGGAAACAGAAUGGGAGGGCCUGGUGCACAGAAAAGGACUACACCCCCUCCAUGAUGGGCCUGUGUGGGUCCUUGGCGUCCUUCCCAAGCUGCAAAUCUCUGACUAGCCUGAAGUCCAGCGAGUGCCUGGUCAACAUCAGCACAGAGAACAGUCCUGCCCUCUCUCCCAGCUAGGGGGCACCAAAGAAACACUGCCAAGAAACAUUAAGACGCUCCGGCGUGAAAAUAAAACGACUGUUCUCGGUGGGCGGACAGAUGCUUGACAGACUUGAGUCCCUUUACUUUUAAAACCCAGCACUCUCUCAGCUUACACCUGUUGUGGAAGAGCAGCCUGCACGCUCUCUGGGCCUGUGCAGCCAAGAUACAGGAGCAAGCUGCCGCACUGCCUCAUGGCCUCCUACAGCGUCAUUGCCUUUCAUUGUCGUGACAUCAUUAAGCCUCCUGCACUGUAAAGCAGCUGGUUUAAGUCUGACCCUCCUUCACUUACAGUCACCCAUCUGAACCGGUCACCUUCAUCGAAGCUCGCUGUAGGGUCGUUCUGUGUGUCGCUGUCCUUUUGUCUGUGUCUUAUCGAUCUGUCAGCCUAUCUUACUCUGCCUGUUGAAUAACACUCACAAGAUGGGUGAGCUGCUAUAUCCUUAUGGAGAAACAGCCCUAUUAUAUACUGUUACAGGAGCAUGAAAAGAUUUUAGAACAGAAGCUUUUAAUGUGGCGAGUCAGAUGGUUUAUGAUGAAGAUUAUUUAAAAAAAUAAAUAACAGAAGCUACUUUAUGAUAUUAAAAUCAAUGACAGUUUAGACCUUAUUCAAUCAUACGCUAGGUUAGACACACAGGCUACAGAGGAUUGUGGAGAUGCCACAGUGUGAACAUUUAAAAAAAACAGAAAUCUGUUGCAUACAAACGCAGAGUUUAUUGUGACUAUGCAGAAUGAGUGUUGUCCUUGUCUUUUUCUACAAACCUAGCUUGAUAGAAUAGUUUGAGCAGGAGAGAAAUAGUGAAUGUGCAACAUGCGUAUGCCAUUUUUUUUUCUUUCUGUGAGCUUUCCUUUUCUGUUACAGUUACGUCCACGACAUACUCACCUGUGUCAGUCACACAUGUGUAAAUUGCUUUUUAAUGCGGCGUUUUUGAGAGUUGGGAAACGUUUAAAACUGCAAUAAAACUGCCU
Molecule: messenger RNA, 2574 nt
Organism: Maylandia zebra (zebra mbuna)
Lineage: Eukaryota; Metazoa; Chordata; Actinopteri; Cichliformes; Cichlidae
Source: RefSeq, a predicted model, not a curated record